AUGGCCAACAGUACAAUCAUUCCGGCCAUGUCGCCGCCGGCCGGUCAGACGUCCAAUUUUGUCGACCCAGCUUACAUCGGCACCAAGUUUCUGGUGGUAAACUGUGUCUUUUUACCACUGGCUGCAAUUGCCUUGGGAGUCCGAACAUGGACACGAUUGUUUGUAGUGCGGAGCUUCCGGUGGGAUGACUAUUUAAUGAUUAUAGCUCUCCUAUUGUCCUGUGUUCUCACUGGAGUGACAUUGAACAUGCUCAACUGGGGCCUGGGAAAGCAUAUGUGGGAUGUUCCUUUGGUUUUCAUAACACCAUGGUCCAAGCGAAAUGUCAUCGCCGCAAUCUUCUAUUGCGCAGCCACCGGGUUUACUAAGGUUUCGGUCCUGAUUUUCUACCUUCGCAUCUUCCCCAGUCGAAACUUCCAUUUUGCCGUCUGGACAAUCGUGUUCAUUGCUGCUGGCUAUAGUCUGGCCAGCAUUCUUGCCAACAUUCUGAGUUGCCACCCCGUCGCCAAAGCCUGGGAUUCGAGCAUUACAACCGGGUCUUGCAUGAACAGGCCUGUCUUCUAUUUUGCCAACGCAGGGCUGGGCAUCUUUACAGAUUUUGCUACUGUUGCUGUCCCAAUACCUUGGCUGCGCCGAUUGCAGAUGCCUAUGCGACAGAAGAUUGCCGUGGGUGGGAUUCUGGCCAUGGGAUGCUUUGUCGGAAUCGUCAGCUGUAUCCGUCUUGCAUCUCUGUAUGAGCUACUCACAAGCUCUGAUCUGACUUGGACUACUACCAAUGCUCUCAUGUGGUGCACGAUUGAACUAAACCUUGGCAUCUUUGGCGGCUGUGUUACGGCCAUCCGACCUUUUAUCCGAAAAUACUUUCCUCGCCUCCUGGGUCUAUCGUCUGGGGGUGGAUACGAUUCAUCCCGAUCUCACAAGCACGGACAUCCUCUCGGGUCGAUCCCUAACAGCCAACGGGUCGAUUUUUCGAAUCAAGAUAAUCAAUACACGACAACACUCACUACGCUUAGGGGUACCCCUGGUAACGACAGCGAAGAACACAUAUUAUCGCCGCACCCCAGUGGUCAUACGAAGGAUGCUGAUGCACCUCAUGGCAUCAUUCAUACCGUAGAAUUCGACGUGGAAAACACAACGAGCACUGCCGUACGAUGA
Messenger RNA from Penicillium macrosclerotiorum, 1152 nucleotides. RefSeq lists its product as uncharacterized. The record is from RefSeq and is a predicted model, not a curated record. The transcript has 8 exons. Bases 1 to 1152 code for a protein of 383 amino acids. Lineage: Eukaryota; Fungi; Ascomycota; Eurotiomycetes; Eurotiales; Aspergillaceae.